Messenger RNA from Durio zibethinus, 3285 nucleotides. Lineage: Eukaryota; Viridiplantae; Streptophyta; Magnoliopsida; Malvales; Malvaceae. The record is from RefSeq and is a predicted model, not a curated record.
GCCUCAGCUCCACUUUGAUAACGUACUUUUGCUUUGCAUUUAAACAUAAAGAAAGAGACUGCAUUUUUUAUUUUUUCUGGGAAAGUAAAUAGAAGAAGAGAGAAAGAUGGCGGAUAAGAGCAUCAGCUUGGAAGAAAUCAAGAAUGAGACCGUCGACCUUGAGCGGAUUCCUGUUGAAGAAGUGUUUCAGCAGUUGAAAUGCACCAAGGAAGGCCUAUCAAGUGAGGAAGGGCAAAAAAGGCUGCAUAUCUUUGGCCCCAACAAGCUUGAAGAGAAAAAGGAAAGCAAGCUUUUAAAGUUCUUGGGAUUUAUGUGGAAUCCUCUCUCAUGGGUCAUGGAGAUUGCUGCUAUCAUGGCCAUUUGUUUGGCAAACGGAGGAGGCAAGCCCCCAGAUUGGCAAGAUUUUGUUGGCAUUGUCACAUUGCUCGUUAUCAACUCAACUAUUAGCUUCAUUGAAGAAAAUAAUGCAGGCAAUGCUGCUGCAGCACUUAUGGCUAGUCUUGCUCCCAAAACCAAGGUCCUGAGAGAUGGAAAGUGGUGUGAGCAAGAAGCUGCAAUUUUGGUACCGGGAGACAUCAUCAGCAUCAAGUUGGGAGAUGUCAUCCCAGCAGACGCACGCCUCCUUGAAGGCGAUCCACUCAAGAUUGAUCAGUCUGCCCUUACGGGCGAGUCUUUGCCUGUAACCAAAAUCCCAGGGGAUGAGGUAUUUUCUGGUUCUACUGUCAAGCAAGGUGAGAUUGAGGCUGUAGUUAUUGCCACUGGCGUGCACACCUUCUUUGGCAAAGCUGCUCACCUUGUUGAUAGCACCAAUAACGUAGGACACUUCCAGCAGGUAAUGUCCGAAACAGUGUUCAAAUUAUUUGUGCUGACAGCAAUUGGGAACUUCUGCAUAUGCUCAAUUGCAGUAGGGAUGAUUAUCGAGAUAGUGGUGAUGUAUCCAAUCCAGCACCGCAGGUACAGAGAUGGAAUCGAUAAUCUGUUGGUGCUUCUCAUUGGAGGAAUUCCAAUUGCCAUGCCAACAGUUUUAUCCGUGACAAUGGCCAUUGGAUCUCAUCGGCUUUCGCAACAAGGUGCUAUCACUAAGAGAAUGACAGCUAUUGAGGAAAUGGCUGGAAUGGAUGUACUCUGCAGUGACAAGACUGGGACACUUACUCUCAACAAGCUUACUGUAGACAAGAGCAUGAUUGAGGUGUUCACAAAAAAUGUUGACAAGGACAUGGUUAUUCUACAUGCAGCUAGAGCUUCCAGGGUUGAGAAUCAAGAUGCUAUUGAUGCCUGCAUUGUUGGAAUGCUAGGUGAUCCCAAGGAGGCCAGAGCAGGUGUUACAGAGGUGCAUUUCUUGCCCUUUAACCCGGUAGACAAGCGUACAGCCAUGACAUACAUUGAGUCUGAUGGUAGUUGGCAUAGAGUCAGCAAAGGUGCACCAGAACAGAUUAUUGACCUAUGCAACCUCCGAGAAGAUGUGAAGAAGAGAGCUCAUGAUAUCAUCGCUAAGUUUGCUGAUCGUGGGCUUCGGUCUCUUGCUGUGGCUAAACAAAUUGUGCCAGAGAAAACCAAGGAGAGCAAAGGAGAACCGUGGGAAUUUGUGGGUUUAUUGCCUCUGUUUGAUCCUCCAAGGCAUGAUAGCGCAGAGACAAUUCGCCGUGCUCUAAGUCUUGGUGUCAAUGUCAAGAUGAUCACAGGUGAUCAACUAGCUAUUGGAAAGGAAACCGGUCGCAGGCUUGGCAUGGGAACUAACAUGUAUCCAUCAUCUGCUCUGCUUGGACAAAAUAAGGAUGAGACAAUCGAUACAAUUGGCGUUGAUGAGCUUAUUGAGAAGGCUGAUGGCUUUGCAGGCGUUUUCCCUGAGCACAAAUAUGAGAUUGUGAGGAGGCUACAAGAAAGGAAGCACAUAUGCGGCAUGACAGGAGACGGUGUGAAUGAUGCACCGGCCCUGAAGAAGGCAGACAUUGGGAUUGCAGUUGCUGAUGCAACUGAUGCAGCUCGAGGAGCAUCAGAUAUAGUCUUAACAGAACCAGGAUUGAGUGUGAUUGUGAGUGCUGUUCUGACAAGCAGAGCAAUUUUUCAGAGAAUGAAAAACUAUACCAUCUAUGCUGUCUCUAUUACUAUCCGUAUCGUGCUGGGUUUCAUGCUCCUCGCUCUAAUUUGGAAGUUUGAUUUCUCGCCUUUCAUGGUUUUGGUCAUUGCCAUACUCAACGAUGGAACAAUUAUGACCAUUUCCAAGGACAGGGUAAAGCCAUCUCCCAUGCCUGACUCAUGGAAGCUCAAGGAGAUUUUUGCUACAGGCAUUGUCCUGGGUGCCUAUCUUGCAUGCAUGACUGUUGUUUUCUUCUGGGCUGCUCAAGAGUCUGACUUCUUUCCAGAUAAAUUUGGGGUAAAAUCCAUUAUGAACAAUCAAGAGGAACUUACUGCUGCUGUGUACCUUCAAGUGAGCAUUGUGAGUCAGGCACUCAUCUUUGUCACUCGUUCUCGGAGUUGGUCUUUUGUUGAACGUCCUGGUCUCCUGCUGGUGACUGCGUUCAUUUUAGCACAACUCGUGGCUACUGUAAUUGCCGUUUAUGCAAACUGGGGCUUUGCCAGAAUGAAAGGCAUUGGAUGGGGUUGGGCUGGUGUCAUUUGGAUCUACAGUAUAGUCUUCUACAUCCCACUCGAUGUAAUCAAGUUCUUGAUCCGUUAUUCUUUGAGUGGAAAGGCUUGGGACAAUUUGCUUCAAAAUAAGACUGCCUUCACGACAAAGAAAGAUUAUGGAAAAGGAGAGAGGGAGGCGCAAUGGGCCAUGGCUCAACGCACCCUUCAUGGUUUGACACCCCCUGAAUUGACAGAGCUCUACAACGAGAAGAGCAACUAUAGAGAACUGUCAGAGAUUGCUGAACAAGCCAGGAAGCGUGCGGAAGUUGCAAGGUUGAGGGAGCUUCAUACGCUCAAAGGACAUGUUGAAUCUGUAGUGAAACUCAAAGGACUCGACAUUGACACCAUCCAACAGCACUACACUGUGUGAGGGAAAGAUCGGAAUUGUGGUUGUUGACUCGCAAUUUUGUAGUAGGAGAAGAUAUGGUAUUGGAAUAAUUUGUUUUGAAUAACCCAACAAAAAAGAGAUUGUCUUACAGUUAGACUCAGACAAUCCUUGGUUGGAGUAUGCAAAGAUUUUGUUUCGUCAUUUUCUUUCUUCAAAUCUAGUACAAUCAAGCUUCCAAAAAUUGUGCACAAUGUUUAUGGUAUUCUCCUCCACACUGAAUAAGGAUGAGCAUAGCCCGAGUAGAUGGUCUUGAGACAGAGAGGAACGCU